AUGUUUAACUUGUCACAUGCUGCCGGUGCCAUCAACGCCAACGGCGGCGUGGUGACUCUUCCUGGGUUUUCACCGCCAGAAAUUCAGGUCCCAACCACCGAGCUACCCGAGAAGCUAAGGAGGCAACAAAUUACAGACGCCCGUGCCACAGGCAACCCUGUAUACUCAGCGCACAACCGGUGCUUUGGACUUGUUAACACGUUCUUUGAUUUGGAGCAUAGGCAUUGCGAGAUGUUCGUAGGCAAUGGUUACGUGAAGCGAGCCUACUUUGUCGGGCCCCUGUCAUUGCCGUCACAGCAGGUGGCAACCGGCGCCUACGACUCACAGUGCAUCGACUGGCUGGACAAGAAGCCAUCCAAGUCUGUGGUGUACUUGUGCUUUGGGAGCUUGACUCACGUCUCAGAGGGCCAACUCCGUGAGCUAGCUCUUGGGUUAGAGGCCUCUGAGGAGCAAUUCCUGUUGGUUAUCAGGUCGGAGACAUGGGUGCCACCGGAGGGAUGGACGGAGCGUGUUGGGGACAGGGGGAUGGUCGUCACCGGCUGGGCUCCGCAGACUGAUACUGGCGCACCACGCCGUGGGUGCGUUUGUUACGCAUUGCGGGUGGAACUCGGUCCUGGAAACGGUGGUGGCUGGUAUGCCGGUGCUGACAUGGCCUAUGGUGUUUGA
Molecule: messenger RNA, 666 nt
Organism: Miscanthus lutarioriparius
Lineage: Eukaryota; Viridiplantae; Streptophyta; Magnoliopsida; Poales; Poaceae
Source: the annotation of a GenBank genome assembly